Drosophila novamexicana is the source of this 2200-nucleotide messenger RNA. It is a transcript of the gene Orct2, whose product is annotated as organic cation transporter-like protein. Gene Ontology annotation, molecular function: transmembrane transporter activity. Lineage: Eukaryota; Metazoa; Arthropoda; Insecta; Diptera; Drosophilidae. The coding region runs from base 466 to 2160 and encodes 564 amino acids. The transcript has a single exon. Gene Ontology annotation, biological process: transmembrane transport. Gene Ontology annotation, cellular component: membrane. The record is from RefSeq and is a predicted model, not a curated record.
CAGUCUUUGGCCGGCCUUCAAUCGCGCAGCUUAGUUCCCAUUCGGUGUGCGGGCAAACGCUUCGCCUCGGUCUUCAAUUUCUUAGCUCUCUUCCGUUCGUUCGUUUCUUCUGCGGAAUUGCGAAAUUGCGAAUUAAUCGCCAGCAUUUCUUUUGCGUCAGCUCUGCACUUUAAAAAUUUGACAAACACGUGUUGUGGCCCAUAAUUGCGGCGCAGCGGCCAGCAUUUGUUCCUAUUGUUUUGUCUGUUGACCAAAGCGCGCUCGCUGAGCUUUUGGUCCGACCGCGUUCGCGUCCAGAGUACAAGGUACACGUCAUCGGCGACGCGCUGCUGAGCGGCAAAACGUCACGAGAUACGCACUCGAAGAAAGCAAAUAGAAAUAGAAACCCUCAGUGAUUCACGGGCUGCCGGAGCGGCCAGUCGAGUUAAGCGGAACAGAACAGCAGAACGACAGCCAUAGCUGAGAAUGGGCUACGAUGAGGUUAUCGUGCAGCUGGGCGAUUUCGGGCGGUAUCAGAUGAUCAUCUAUACGCUGAUCUGUCUGACAUCCAUACCGGUUGCCUUUCAUAAGCUCGCCGGCGUUUUUCUGCUCGCCAAGCCGGAUUUCCGUUGUGCCCUGCCCACGGAUCUGGACGAAUCGGCCAGCUAUGAGCUGCCCGCGCAGCUAAAGGAGCUCGCCUAUCCGGCCACGGACAACUGCGCCUACUACGAGCUGGCAUAUGCCAACGGUAGCUACUACAGGACCAGCAAUGACACGCACAGCUGCAGUCGCUACAUCUAUGACCAGUCCAGGUACCAGAACAGCGCCGUCACCGAGUUCGAUCUGGUCUGUGAUCGCGGCUUCCUGGCGGCCACCAGCGACUCGAUGUUCAUGCUGGGCGUCCUGCUGGGCAGCAUCAUCUUUGGCCAGCUGAGCGACAAGUACGGACGCAAGCCCAUCUUCUUUGCCUCGCUGGUCAUUCAGGUGAUCUUCGGUGUGGUGGCGGGCGUGGCGCCAGAAUACUUCAGCUACACCCUGGCGCGCAUCGUUGUGGGCUCCACCACGUCCGGCGUGUUCCUGGUGGCCUAUGUGAUAGCCAUGGAAAUGGUCGGUCCCGCCAAGCGUCUGUACGCUGGCAUCUUUGUGAUGAUGUUCUUCUCCAUAGGCUACAUGCUGACGGCCGCAUUCGCCUACUUCAUCCACGAUUGGCGCUGGCUGCAGAUUGCGCUGACGCUGCCCGGGCUGCUGUUCAUGUGCUACUAUUGGAUUAUACCCGAGUCUGUGCGCUGGCUGCUGUCUAAGGGACGCAAGGCUGAUGCCAUCCAAGUCAUACAGAAGGCGGCGCGUUUCAAUCGUGUGGACAUAACGACCGAUGCGUUAGAGGCGUUGCUAGAUGAAGGCGCCAGCUGCAAAGAGGAGCAGAAGCUGGGCCAGGAUGAGACUGAUGAUGACUGUGAGGAGGCAAGGCCACCCUCUGUAUGGGAUCUGCUGCACUAUCCGAAUCUGCGACGCAAGACGCUGGUCAUCUUCUUCGAUUGGCUGGUCUGCACCGGCGUCUACUAUGGUCUCUCCUGGAGCACCAACAACCUGGGCGGCAAUGUGCUGCUCAACUUUGUGAUCUCCGGCGCCGUCGAAAUACCUGCCUACUGUUUUUUGCUCUUGACGCUCAACAGAUGGGGUCGUCGCUCGAUACUCUGCGGCUGCAUGCUGGUUGCCGGCGUCAGCCUACUGCUGACCAUCAUUGUGCCGCAGGAUAUGCACUGGCUGACUGUGACGUGCGCCAUGGUGGGCAAGCUGGCCAUAACCGGCUCCUAUGGCACCAUCUAUCUCUUCUCCAGCGAACAGUUCCCCACGGUGGUGCGCACCGUGGGCAUGGGUGCUGCCUCCAUGGUCUCGCGCUUGACGGGCAUGCUGGCACCCUAUCUGAAUGCCUUGGCCAUCCUCUGGCCGCCACUGCCGCUCGUAAUCUAUGGUGCCCUCUCGCUGGCCGCCGGCUGUCUGUCGCUGCUGCUGCCCGAGACGCACAACAGGCCCACGUUGGAGACAAUUGCCGACGGCGAGCGAUUCGGCAAGAAGCAGCCGGCGGAUGCGUAUCUGGAGACGGGCAAAGAGCUGCGCGAAACGCACGAGACGCAGCCGCUCAACUCUGUCCAGGCCAAUGGCAAUGGUCACAAAUUCUAGGAAAAGGCAAACGAACGGAAAAACAAAAACAAACAAUAAA